This is a messenger RNA of Helianthus annuus (common sunflower), 549 nucleotides long. Its product is annotated as extensin-like. Lineage: Eukaryota; Viridiplantae; Streptophyta; Magnoliopsida; Asterales; Asteraceae. Bases 1 to 549 code for a protein of 182 amino acids. The transcript has a single exon. The record is from RefSeq and is a predicted model, not a curated record.
AUGCAUAUGAAACAAAAACUCUUUUUCCUCUUAGUAUUUGCUGGAGUAACAACAGCAGUUGACAACCUAACAGGUUCACUAUGCAGCACAUGCACUCCCACAUGUUCAUCACCACCCUCUACCACCAACCCACCACCAUCUCCGCCUGCGGUCACGUUCAAAACACCACCAUCUCCGCCUCUGGUCACGUUCAAACCACUACCAUCUCCGCCUGCGGUCCCAUCCAGGCCACCAUCAUCUCCAAAACCGGUCCAUAAUGCUCCGCCGCCACCAAGAUUUUACUAUUUUGAUUCGCCGCUAGAUGUAACUCCACCACCACCAACUUACAUUUCGUCGGGUGGUGACAACCAUGGUCCUCCAUCUCCGUCAUUCGUGUACUUCCCGACACAGCCGGCUGCUGCUGGCGGUGGUCGUGGACCUGGUGGUUUCGGACAAAACAGUGACCCGUAUCCUUACUACAUGUAUGAUUCAAAGGCUGCUUCUUGGUCUUCAGGGAUUUUGUGGAGUAUAAUGUUGUUAGUAUGUGUUUCUUGUGGGAUCAUCAUGUAG